AUGGCAGCUGCUGGUUAUCAUGUGAGAUCAAUCAGUUUACCUGCAAAGCCUCACCCUUUAUCCGCAGCUCUUCAGGACCAGCUCAACUUCCUAAAGGCGUCAGAAUCCUCUCCUUUAGCUACCAGAUUGGGAAGGCUGAAGACUAUCUACGAGCUCCUCGACGAUCUACUACGAGCCCAAACGACUCGACAGGUUCUCUUCUCCGAAAGGCAGAGCCAGGCAGUGGAACUAGCCCUGAAUGGGUCGCUCAGGAUGCUGGAACUAUGCAGCAACAUCAGAGAUUUCCUGUCAAAGAUGAAGGAGAUCGUCCAGGAGCUCGCGUCUGCUCUCCGAAGGAGAAGGAAGCGCUGCUCCACGGUGGUCCUCCCCGCGGGAGAAUCAGCUGUUCGAGAUGCAGCGGAGGGUUAUCUGAAUUCCAGAAAGAGGCUUACAAAACUCGUCAGGAAGUUCAUCAGGUUCAGUUUCCAGGAAAAGAAUGGAGGAACCAAUCCUGACGCUGCUGGAUCUGAUUCCUCGUCUGUUGUUACAAUGCUGAGAGGCGUCGAGGAGAUUAAUCUCGAAGUUUUUCAGGCCAUCCUAUGUUACAUUUCUCAGCAGGGGCGGUUGCAGCCGGUGUCAGGAUGGUCUAUGUGGAUAGUUGUACUGUUGCAGGCCAAACCUUGUGGUCACUCUGAGUGUCAGGAUGAUGGCAAUGAGAUGAAGAAGGUUGAUUCUGAGGUGCUGGCUUUGAGGAGUAGCAAAGAUUUGAACUUUUCGCAGGCUCGGGUGGUUUUGAAAGGGUUGGAGAGAGUGGAAUCCAAUCUGAAGGAGAUUGAGGAAGAGAUGGAAUGCAUUUACAGGCGGCAGGUGAAAGCCAGAGUUUCCCUUCUCAAUUGCCUGUCUCGUUGCUGA
Messenger RNA from Linum tenue, 891 nucleotides. The record is from the annotation of a GenBank genome assembly. Lineage: Eukaryota; Viridiplantae; Streptophyta; Magnoliopsida; Malpighiales; Linaceae.